Mya arenaria is the source of this 2652-nucleotide messenger RNA. RefSeq lists its product as uncharacterized. The coding region runs from base 759 to 1670 and encodes 303 amino acids. NCBI's taxonomy places the organism in Eukaryota, Metazoa, Mollusca, Bivalvia, Myida, Myidae. Gene Ontology annotation, molecular function: oxidoreductase activity. The record is from RefSeq and is a predicted model, not a curated record. The transcript has 10 exons.
UGCUCUUCACAAAUAAUUUGAAUUUUGAAACCCACAUUAAUAAUACAGUCAACAAAGUAAACAAAAUCAUUGGGCUUAUUAGAAGGAAAUUCACCUUCAUGGACAAAUCCUUGUUCUUAACAUUGUACAAGUCUCUUGUUCGUUCCCACUUGGACUAUGGAAAUUUAAUAUACUUCCCAUACACGAAGAAGUGUAAGCAAGUUCUGGAGAAUGCGCAACGUAGAGCCACAAGACUAAUACCUGAAUUUCGUGGACUUUCCUAUCAAGAACGAUUGAAAGAACUGAAUCUCCCAACAUUGGACUACCGUAGAAAAAGAUUUGACAUGAUACAAGUUUUCAAAAUUAUUCACGAAGUUGAUGACAUCAAUGCAAGUGUAUUUUUCAAUUUUGCGGACAAUAGUGGAACAAGAGGUCACUGUUUGAAGCUUGCAAUGCCUAAAGCUCACAAGUCUAUUCGAUUAAAUUCUUUUGGACAUCGUACUAUAUCCAUUUGGAACGGCCUUCCACAUAAUAUUGUUACAUGCAGCACCGUGAACAGUUUUAAAUCACAACUGGAUAAGUUAUGGGCACACAAACGUUUUGAUCUAAGUGAUGUGUAUUAAUUUCAUCAGCAAAAAAUCAGACUGGAGUAAAUUUCAAUAUUUUCAUUGAUAAACAAAAUCAGAUCGGAGUGGAGAUUUGCAUAGAAGUAGUCUAAAGGGAUCAACUAGCCUAAAGGGCUAAACAUUUCCCUAGAAGACACAAGGUAGACACAAGACAUGUAUGUACAUGACAUACAGUCAGGGAUAACAGUGAGUGAUGCCGAACCAAAGAUAGUUAAAGAAACUGCAGCCACAGCUUUUGUCAACGGCAACAAUGUGUUGGGACCUGUGGUUGGAAACUUGUGUAUGCAAACUGCCAUCAAGAAGGCUAAAGAGAGUGGAGUUGGAUGGGUUGCAGCAAAUGGCUCAAAUCAUUAUGGUAUUGCUGGUUGGUAUGCAAUGCAAGCAAGUAGCGAAGGCUUAUUGGGUAUGUCUUUUACAAAUACCUCCCCACUCCAAGUGCCAACCAGGGCUAAAAAGCCUGUGUUGGGAACAAACCCCCUCAGUUUAGCAGCGCCGGCCAAAAAUGGUGACAGCUUUGUUCUGGACAUGGCAACUUCAACCGUUGCUCUUGGAAAGAUUGAGCUCCAUGACAGGAAGAAUAUCCGAAUGCCGAGUGGCUGGGGCGUAGACGAACAUGGCAAGGUAUCCACUGAGCCAAAGUCUGUCCUAAAUGGAGGGGGUCUGAUGCCCCUGGGUGGGGCAGAAGAGACAGGGGGAUACAAGGGUUAUGGGCUUGCGAUGAUGGUGGAGAUAUUCUGCGGUAUCCUAAGCAACGCCAGCUAUGGGCCUAACGUCAGGCGGUGGAAAAAUACAGAUAGGAUAGCAAAUUUGGGUCAGUGUUUCAUAGCUGUAGAUCCUGAGGCAUUCGCACCUGGCUUCUCAGAGAGACUGGAUGACCUAAUUAACACCUGCCGACAACUGGAAGCCGUGGAGGGAGAGGAGGAGGUUUUAGUGGCAGGUGACCCGGAGAAGCAGCACAUGAGUGUGUGUGACAUGAGAGGGGGAAUCCCCUACCAUGAGAAACAGAUCGAGUUCGGGAUGGACUUGGCAGAACAACUUGGAGUUACUCCAAUGAAAACUGUUUGAGAUCUCCUUUUCCAGCAUUUAAACAGGGUGGCCUUAAUAAAUAUUUUCAGGAAAAACCAUUUUGUGUCCCUUACAUUUAUAUUUUCUUAAUGGAGACAAUUUUGUGUUCAUUUAUGUGCCAUAGUUACAUCCAAAAAUGUAAAAAAUAUUAAUAUUACUUACUUUUUGUUUUUUAUAAAAAUGUAAGUCACUGAGAAAAACCCUUAAUUAUGCAGAUAUGUGUAUUGGUUUUAUUAAAUUGUUUUUUGAUUAACUGUCUCAAAAUGAGUCUGAACCAAUUAACUCAAGAUAUUUUUUAUGGUACAAAUGAAUCUUAAUAUAUGGGUUUUUUUAUGCUAAUUUCAAAAUAUUUAUCCAGCAAUUACAUGCAAUAGAAGUAUCAUACUGUGGUGCGCUAUGAUAUUAUAUUUUUAACAGUUUUUUCUUAUUUGUUUUUCAUUACUGCUUCUUCAUGCUUUUCACAAAUUUUAUGCUGUGUUUUAGACAGUUUCCUUUGUUUUCGUCUAUACAUUAACUUCCAUAUCGGAUUGGAAUCUUAAGUAGAGCUUAAUCAUUCAAUAACUUUCAUGCAUAUAAAUGACAUGGCUCUUUACUUAUUCUGCAUGCUAGUUAUUGAACAUUGACCUCGGCAGCAUGCUACAAAACAGAUACGUCACCCUAUACCAAUGUUAUGCUCUAGUAUAAUUUCACUUACUGGAGUUGUGGGUUGUUGGUGUCAUAACUAUUGUAUAUAUAUAUAUACAGUAGAUAUAUUAUGAAAGAAUUUAAAGUCUUGGACAUGUAAACAAGUUAAUAAUAUCUUAAAAGUUUAAAUUAUCUUUUACUGUUGUUUUAAUGAAGACAAUCUUGUUUAUUUAUGAUUUUUGUUGUUGAAUAUGAAACAUCUCGAAUUUAUGUCUACGUGAUUUGCACUGUGAUACCAAUAUCAAUGAAGGUGUAUUUUAUUUUACUUGUUUGAUGAAAUAAACAAACCUUCCUUAUG